AUGGCGGACCCUCUCAUCGGACCUUUCACGGAGCUCUGCGGAGCCCUUCGCGGCCUGCAGGAGCAAGUAGAGCAGCUCAGGCGCGUCCACAACGCUGUCGACGACUUCAACUCGGCGUUUGGCGCCUUCCAAGGGGCUAUGGCUCUGCACGCAUCGUGUCUCUCGUACCCCAAGACGACUCUCUCUUCAGCUCUGCUGACUCGGGGGCUCAAGGACAAGCACGUGUCUCCCACGACAGGAGGUACGAACGCAAGCGCGUUGCAUACUGAAAGUGGCAUCCACGCGAAGCGAGAGGGGUCUUUGGGAGGACGCAAUAGCAGCAGCAAGUCGGAAACCCGCCCUGGGAACAAGCAGCAGCAGCAGCAACACGUCAAGCCCCCGAAGCAGGUGACCGGUACUGCGAAUAGCAUCAAGCGGUACGGAAAAGUGGAGCCUCAUGGACCGAGCAACACUCGGAUCAAGAGAAGACGGACGACGCAGACGACCAAGAUAGCGCCACCAGCGUGGACGUGGGAACGCCAUGUCCGAGAGAAGAUUCCACGCAAGUACCAGAGUCCAGCGGAGCUGAAGAAGCUCGAAAAUAUUGUCCUGUAUCUCAAGAAUCGUCAUUGUGCCAUCUCGAUUUCGGACCUCGUGAACCACAGCGGGCUGCCUGUGAUUCGGUGCAAGGAGAUUUUGCAGACGCUCAUGAAGCUCGACAUUGUCGAGCGCAAGCGCGAGAAGUCGGGGUUUGUCUACAGCUUUGGCUCCUCCGGCUAA
This is a messenger RNA of Hyaloperonospora brassicae, 759 nucleotides long. The record is from the annotation of a GenBank genome assembly. NCBI's taxonomy places the organism in Eukaryota, Oomycota, Peronosporomycetes, Peronosporales, Peronosporaceae.